Messenger RNA from Paramecium sonneborni, 3987 nucleotides. The record is from the annotation of a GenBank genome assembly. Lineage: Eukaryota; Ciliophora; Oligohymenophorea; Peniculida; Parameciidae.
AUGUAAAAGAUAACUCAAACUCAAAUAAUAGAAUGGGUGAAAGACGGAAAUGCAUAGACUUUAGCUAAUUACUUCAGUGAAAAGCUGGCUGGAAAUUUAUAAGGUCUUAAACAUUUUUUUGUAAUGAACGAUAAUUAAAAACGUAAUGUAAUACAUUGGGCUGCCUAUUUUGGAUAAUUAGAAUUAUUGGAAAAUUGGUUAAAGUCCUACUCUUAAUAUAUUGAUCUUAAUAAAACGGAUAUUCAUCAUUACACUCCUUUAGAAUUAGCUAGUAUCAAAGGGUAUUUUCGAUUUUAUUACUUUAAGCUUUAUGAAAGAGCAAGACUCCUUGAUAUAAUUUAGUCUCAUUAAAUUACUAAUUGAAUAUAAUGCUGUAGUUCCGAUCGAUAAUGCUCAUAAAAGAGCUACUCCACUUCAUUGGGCUUAUUAUUAUGGAAAUGCAGAAUUAAUCAAAUUCCUAUUGUCAAAUUAUCCUGAUCUUCAAUAUCAGCUUGAUUAAUUUGGAAUGUAUCCAGUUGAUUAUUUAUUUUUAGAAAAUAGGCCAUAGCAAUAUUAGUAUUAUUUAUUAACAAAAUUUUUUUAGGAAAAACUACAAAAGUAUUUUCAUAUUAACAGUUGUGGAAUAUGCAUAAACCAUUUAUAAUCACAAAUUUAAAAAUAUUCGAAAUCUCAAUACUUAAAUGACUAUGACUCUUCGAUCUUAAUCUUUAAAAUCAUAAAGUAAUGAAAGUAAAGAUAGAUUGCAUUUGAAAGAGCCUGCAAAUGAAAUUGAUAAUGAAUCUGAAGAUAGAACACAAAAUUAUUUGUAUGCAGGUUUGACUACAAUGACUUUAAUGUCGAGGAUUCGAUUGACAUGUAACAAUUCUCAAAAAAGAGAUUCUCUCACUUCAAAAUUAAGUUAAUAAUUUAAAUCAAUCAAAGAGAAAAUGAAAAAAUUACCUAAUAAAAAUAUUACAAAUGAAAUUCCUUUUGAUGAUUCACAAUAAGAGCUUAAUGAGCCAGAAGCUGAAAAAAUUCCUACUGUAAGAAUCAUGUAACCUACUAACACAAUAUUUAUUGAUCCUAAUAAAAAUUAUUUUGAUUAAUCAAAUAAAAUACUUAAUUCUAAAAGCGAUUUAGAAAGUGAAAGAAAUCCUCAAAAAAAUUUACUUUAAUCAGAUGAUGAUAUUAAUCGCAUGUUUAAAUCAAACAACUUGAAUUCUCGUUCUGAUUUAUCUCGAUAUUAACCAUCGCAAUGUUAAUAGUCAUGUAACCCUUCUCAAUUUGGAAGGUAAUUGUCUUAAGAAAUUCAUUUGCCUUAUGAAGAUUCUAGAUUUUCUAUGAAAGAUGUUUAAUAAAUUAAAUCUAUGAAACCAUCAUUAAAGAAACCAGGAUAAAAAUUAUUCAAAAGAAAAAGCACAACUUUUAAUAAUGAACCUUACUUUAUCUUCCACUAUACAAAGAAUUAAAACAAAAGAUAAUUGUUUGAGUGUAGAUUAUAAUUUUGGUCAGCCAGAAUAGAUUCAAAAGAAUUCUUUACUUACUUUUUGAAUAAAGGAUGCAAUCCAUUUCUAAUUUAAUAUUAAGGUUUCAAUUGUCUACAUAUUGCAGCUAAUAAAGGAAAAUCCGAAAUUCUAAAAUUUAUUUUAGAAAAUAAUUACUAAUAUAAAGAAUUAAAAGAGUUAAAAGAGAAAAAUCCUUAUCUUUCGGAAGAGGAACUCAGUAAGACUCAGAAAAAUAAAGUUAUUUUUGAUAAAGUAUAAAUUAUAUUUAAUUUUUAGAAUAAUGCUUUGAAUAUGAUGACAGAUUUGAAUCCUUCUAAUGCUUUACAUUUAGCUAUUGAAAUCAAUAAUUAUGAAUGUAUGAAAAUUUUAGUUGAGAAUGGAGUUUCAGCUGAUAUGUUAAAUCAUAGAUGUUUAAAGCCGUUUGAACUCACAUUUGAUGCAAAAAUGGUAGAAUUUUAUGAAGAGAAAUACUUCAAUAAAAAUGAUCUAAGUUUUCAUUCAAUGGGAUAUAUGUAUGUGCUUUAGACUAGAGGAUAAUUGGAGAUUAAUUAAGAUAUUGUUCUGCUAUAAUUACAAAAUAUUAGAUAAUCUUUGGAAUAAAAUGAUAUGGACUUUGAAUUUUUAAUAAUUAAUACUCCAAAUUAUAAUUAUUUAAGAAAUAAAAAAGAAAACUAGAUCAAGCAUCACUAUUACGUAUUAAAAUUAUCUGCAUAAACUAUUUAUAAAUUAGCAGAUAAGUAUGAAAUUGAAUGUUAUCAUUUUACAAAAAAAGUAAGAUUUUUAUUAGAUUUUAGCAUCUAACAAAAUUUAAAUAUAGAGAUUAUACUCAUUAUGAAUUUCCUAAGCCAUUACAGAUAUAAUCUCUUAUUAUUAACACUUUGAAUGAAGAAUUUGAUUUGGAUAAGUUUAUUUUAGAAGGUUUGGUAAUUUCUCAUUUUCCUCUUGAAGACAAUUAGAAAUUAUAAAAAGUUGAUUAAUUAUGGAAAAAAUACUAAAACAACUGUAUUAGAGAUACAAUUAGAUUUGCAACUCAUUAAUUUUCUUUAAGGCCUUUAAAUUCAAUUUCAGCUUAUUAUGGUCCUGUCAUUGCUUGGUAUAUAUCCUUUAAUGUCUAAAUAGUAGGCUGGCUCAUUAUUCCAGCUCUUAUAGGAUCAGCUAUUCAAUUAUACUAGCUGUUAGCUGAGAAAGUUCAGUAUAAAUAUAAUGAAUAUUUUUAGCGCCUCUAUUUUACCAGCAUAUGCUUUUUUUAUGUCUCUUUGGGCUACAUUAUUUAUGGAAAAAUGGAAAAAUAGGGAAUCAGAAUUUAAAUAUAUAUGGGAUAUGCACAAAUUUAAAUAACAAGAACCUGAGAGAGUGAUGUAUACAGGUGAAUACGUUAUUAAUUCAUGUACAAAUAAAAUAGGAAUAUAUGACUCUUUUACAACAUUUAAAAGAAGAUUGAUUGCUGAAUUUCCAAUAAUCUUGUUAGGAAUAUCGAUUAUAGUUGUCAGCUUUUUUGCAUUUAAUAUUUGGUAACAAAGUCAAGAUAUCAAUAAUAUCUAUAUGCCAAUAAUAAUUAACUCUUUAAAUGGAGUUAGCAUGACUAUAUUUUGUGAUCUAUACAAACGUUUAUGCAAAUCGGUUGUAAAUUGGGAAAAUCAUAAAUUUGACUUGGCAAUGUAAUACUCAUAUGUUUUAAAAGUUUUUUUGUUUGAAUUCUUAAUCUCUUAUAUUUCUGUUGUAUAUGCUGUAUUAUUUAAAUCGAAUCAAACUUAAUUAACUUUAUCAGUAGCUUCCAUAAUCAUUACAAGAGGACUUAUUUCUAACCUAAAAAGUAAUUGUAUGCCUUAUGGACUCUACAAAUAUCUUUAAUGGAGCCAGAUUGGAAAGCUUGAAAUAUUUUAGCAAAUAUGUAAAAAUUUUAAGUUUUGUGAGAUGUAAUAUAUAAGUGAAAAGCUGAACGCUAAGACUCAAAUUAAAUUUAUGUAAUUAAUGGAAGAUUGCAAUAAUAAAUUACCAUAAAAGGAACUUUAUGAAGAAUAUACAAGUAUUGCUAUACAAUUUGGAUAUACAACUAUGUUUUCCCCUGCUUUUGCUGCUGCACCACUGUUUUUUCUGUUGAAUCAAUAUAUCAAUUUAUAAUUUUCAAUUUACAAUUACUAAAAAGUGUUAAAACGAGAGGUAAGAUUUUGCAUUACUAUAGAGAGCUUAAGCUUCUGAUUCAAUUGGAAUUUGGCUCUCCAUUUUUGAGAUUAUGAAUUAUUGUUCGACAUUCAUGAAUUGCAUAGUGAUUGGAAUUGUUAACAAGUCUGAAUUUGAAAAAUUGAUAGGGGAUACUGAUCCUCUAUUUCAAGCUCUAGUCUUAGCAGCUAUAGAACAUAUUUUAUUACUUAUUAAAUAUAUUCUUGGAGUUGCAAUUCCUGAUUGCCCUUAUUGGGUAUCUAAAGAAUUAAGAAAAUAUGCAUUUUUAGAAGAGAAAAGUGCGAAGCUACAUGAUGAUAGUGAGAUUAAUCUUUAAUUUUGA